AUGAGUUCAGCCAAUGUAUCCACAGACCCCACGGAUCCAAGCACCUACUCCAAACGCGAUUUAUUGUUGUUAACACAGCUCCUCCACAUGAACGGCCUCAUCGAACCAUCAUCGGUGUCGCCCAGCGAGCAGAAACUAGAAUAUGUGUCUCGUGAGUGGUUCGAUCAUGCCAGUACUCAAUUAUCUAUACAACAAGGCCUGCUCAAUCUUGAAGAGUCUCCGUCUGUGGAUGAUAUCUGCCAAUUGUACGAAAGGCUUCUCAGUCAAACCCCAGAUUGCAAGAACACCACAGAUUUGGCCAAUUAUUUCUAUUAUAACCGCAUGGACGAAUUGCAGUCCAAAAUCGACGCGGGCAAGAAGAAGGUUUCUGAUAUACUACAGACCCAAUAG
Messenger RNA from Debaryomyces hansenii CBS767, 390 nucleotides. RefSeq lists its product as uncharacterized. NCBI's taxonomy places the organism in Eukaryota, Fungi, Ascomycota, Pichiomycetes, Serinales, Debaryomycetaceae. The record is from RefSeq and is a predicted model, not a curated record. The transcript has a single exon. Bases 1 to 390 code for a protein of 129 amino acids.